AUGGAUAUCAUGAAACUAUUUUAUCCAAUAAUUCAUUAUGCAGCAAAAUUAAAUAAUUUAUCUCUUAUUCAGGAUAUUAUUUCAUGUGGUGUUGACCUUAAUAUGAGAAAUGUUUAUCUAGACACACCACUCCAUAUUGCUUGUUAUUAUAACUCAAUCGAUGUUGUCAAAUUCCUUUUAUCAUUAAAUGGAAUUGAUAUUAAUACACAAAAUAGUUAUGGAAAUACUCCUCUUCAUGAUGCUACCUCUCGCAAUAAUCGAGAAAUAGUUGAAAUUCUUUUAGGAUUUAGAGGAAUUGAUAUCAAAAUAAAGAAUAAUGAAGGUAAAACUCCUAUAUUAAUGAAAGAGUUUUGA
Messenger RNA from Trichomonas vaginalis G3, 354 nucleotides. Its product is annotated as ankyrin repeat domain-containing protein 49 family. The transcript has a single exon. The coding region runs from base 1 to 354 and encodes 117 amino acids. NCBI's taxonomy places the organism in Eukaryota, Parabasalia, Trichomonadida, Trichomonadidae. The record is from RefSeq and is a predicted model, not a curated record. Gene Ontology annotation, biological process: regulation of transcription by RNA polymerase II. Gene Ontology annotation, molecular function: transcription factor binding.